Messenger RNA from Rhineura floridana, 2078 nucleotides. Its product is annotated as beta-1,4-galactosyltransferase 3-like. Gene Ontology annotation, molecular function: glycosyltransferase activity. The transcript is spliced from 8 exons. Bases 619 to 1683 code for a protein of 354 amino acids. The record is from RefSeq and is a predicted model, not a curated record. NCBI's taxonomy places the organism in Eukaryota, Metazoa, Chordata, Lepidosauria, Squamata, Rhineuridae. Gene Ontology annotation, biological process: carbohydrate metabolic process.
CCGCCGGUGACGUCGCCAGCGCUCUAGCUAGGGUUGGCCGGCUUGGCGUGCGCCUCCUGCCAAUUCCUUUUGUGUGUGUGUGGAGAGAGAGAGAGUUUUUUUACGCGAUUGGUCUAAGGGCUUUCAAGACUGGGGUUUGAGCGCCGCUGCGUGACGCGCGCGCGCCUGCUCACCCCUUGCCCCCCCCCCGCAGCCCCGCUCCUUUCUCUCUCACACACACUAAGCGCGUGGGGACUCGGGGAGGCGGCCCUGCUUAGUCGAGGCGCCCGACUAGGCUGGCUGGUUGUACAAAGCCCGGCGGCGGCGGGAGCCUUCCUGACUCAAGCCCAGGGAAGGAAGGAGGCAGACCAGCCAGCUGCGUUGAGUGAAUGCCGGACAAGCUUCUGUAGGUUUACUCGGGAGUAAGUCCCCUUGUGUCCAGCGGGGGCUUGCCCUGCCCGAAACUCCAUGGAAAUUGGGACCAAAUAAGUACUGGACUCCAAGGUGUAAGGAUCUCUCUCAUCUAGCUGAGCAAACAGAACUAUACAAGUCACACUAUCUUCCAUCUCCUUGCUCCUGCUGCCACCACCUUUCCAUCCAGCUGGACCAUGGACAGAUGAUCUUGGCCCUGCCCCAGCUAUGCUGCAGAUGCGUGGCCGCUACCUGCUGCUCUUCCUGGGGGUGCAGCUGGUGGUGAUGGCCCUGUUGUAUCACGAUGGCUACCGCAAGCGCGUUGCCUAUUUCCUAGGCAUCUUCUACAAGGGGGGCACAUUGACUAUGCUGGCCAGCCUACACAAUGUUUCGCUGCCAGGGGACGUCUAUGCCAACCUCAGCCUAAUUGCCCGCCCCCCUCUACCCCCAGAGGACCUUCCUUACUGUCCAGAGGCCUCUCCUUUCCUUGGAGGCCCCAUUCGGGUGACCUUCCCCCCAGGACUGUCACUGGAAGAUAUUGCACGGAAGAAUCCCCUUGUGAGCAAAGGGGGGCGCUACCGUCCUCCUGACUGCGAUGCCAUCCACAAAACAGCCAUCAUCAUUCCCCAUCGCAACCGAGAGCAGCACCUCAAGUACCUGCUCUACUACCUGCAUCCUUUCCUGCAGCGGCAGCAGCUCAGCUAUGGCAUCUACAUCAUCCAUCAGGCUGAAAAUUACACUUUUAACCGGGCCAAACUCUUGAAUGUGGGUUUCAAGGAAGCUAUGAAGGAUGAGGACUGGGACUGUAUGUUCUUCCAUGAUGUGGACCUCAUCCCUGAGGAUGACCGCAAUGUGUAUACCUGUGACCGUUUCCCCAAGCAUGUGGCUGUUGCCAUGGACAAGUUUGGCUACAAGCUCCCAUACAAGACCUACUUUGGAGGGGUUUCAGCACUCAGUCCAGAGCAAUACAUGAAGAUGAAUGGCUUUCCUAACAACUACUGGGGCUGGGGCGGUGAAGAUGAUGACAUUGCAAUCAGGGUAGCGUUGAGUGGCAUGGUUAUCUCUCGUCCAUCUACUCAGUAUGGCCGCUACCGUAUGAUCAAGCAUGGGCAUGACAAGGGCAAUGAGCAGAACCCCAAGAGAUUUAACUUGCUGGCCAAGACAAGGAGAACAUGGAAGCAGGAUGGCAUGAACACAUUGGAGUACCAGCUGCUGUCCAAGGAACGCCAUCCCCUCUACACAAAUAUCACUGUCUUCAUUGGCACUGAGAAGGGAAUGCACCAUUCCAUGUGAUGCUCUAGCCAGAGUGGCAUGGGGACAGGAGCCCCACCCCGUCACUGCUCCUGGACUGAGGAAACCAAAGAAUCCACAGGGGGAUGGACAGCCCUGAGCGGUGUGGUUAUGAUGUGCUGACUAUAGUGUCCAGCAAGGUGCUAGGGGUACUGCAACCAACGGACUGCAUGGGGCUUCCACACAAGACUUCUCCUUCCCCCUCUCCUGGAGUCUUACUCUUGUGGGCUGGAUAGGGGUCUGACUUUCCAGGACUCUGCUUGUGGAUGCCUUUCAUACCUUAAUUGAAGAAACGGCACAGUAGCGUGACCAGAAAAGCAGGACUGUUCUUUACAGUCUGAACCUCUGCAGCUGCUGUAUCACAGUUUCUUUCUUAUUAAAGUGCAAUUUAUUUUAAA